Anthonomus grandis grandis is the source of this 1709-nucleotide messenger RNA. Its product is annotated as heterogeneous nuclear ribonucleoprotein H2-like. NCBI's taxonomy places the organism in Eukaryota, Metazoa, Arthropoda, Insecta, Coleoptera, Curculionidae. The transcript is spliced from 8 exons. The coding region runs from base 233 to 1402 and encodes 389 amino acids. Gene Ontology annotation, molecular function: RNA binding. Gene Ontology annotation, cellular component: nucleoplasm; ribonucleoprotein complex. The record is from RefSeq and is a predicted model, not a curated record. Gene Ontology annotation, biological process: regulation of RNA splicing.
CAUGACGCGACGCCAUUAUUGUAGGCACGCCAAACCGAUAUAAAAAAAUUGUUUGGGAAAUUUCGCAUUUUAUCGAGAAUUUAAAGACAUUUUUCAGGUCCAUUACUUGGUUAUAUUGCCAAUAUAUAUACAUAGGAAUCUUCAUUUAAAAUAUCUAGUACUACAACAAGACCUCUGGAGGUACCCCAGAUACUUUCCUGGCUAAUUACCCCCUAAGGAAGACAAUACAGUGAUGGAAGACAUUAAAACUGAACUGGAUAUGAAUAAUACCCAAGAAACAGAAGAUGAAGGCUUCAUAGUAAAACUAAGGGGUCUCCCAUGGUCAGCCACAGCGGACGACAUAACCAAAUUCCUUGGUGAAGAUGGGAUCAAACGAGUCCAAUUAACUUUGAGCAAAGAGGGGCGUCCCAGUGGAGAAGCCUUUGUAGAGUUAGAGACUGAAGAGGAUCUGCAUAGAGCCGAAAAGAAGGAUAAGGAUCACAUGGGGUCCAGAUAUAUUGAAGUUUUUAAGGUGAAUCGGGCUGAAAUGGAGUGGGUUAUGAAGAGAUCCGGCAAUAAUGCUUCUGUCAAUGAAGACGGUUGCGUCAGGUUGAGAGGGCUUCCGUUCGGUUGUUCCAAGGAGGAAAUCGCUCAGUUUUUCACAGGGUUGGAGAUCGUGGCCAACGGUAUAACGCUGCUGACCGACUUCUCGGGGCGCAGCUCAGGGGAGGCCUACGUACAGUUUGCGAACAGGGAGGUGGCAGAACGGGCUCUCCAGAAACACAGGGAAAAAAUUGGACACAGGUACAUAGAGAUAUUCCGGAGCAGCUUGGCGGAGGUGAGCGACGCGAUGGGCGGCGGUUACGGGGGCGGCCGUGGCGGGAUGCCGCCGAGGGGCGGCCCACCCUCCAUGUUCGGCGCGAGGCCCGGCCCUUACGACAGGGGAGACCGGUUCGGGGGCGGCGGCGUCGGCGGUGCCCGUUUUCCCGCCAGGGGCAGCAGGAGCUUCAAAAGCGUCGGUAUGAGUCUUUAUGCGUGGGGCGGUCCGCCACAGAACGGAGGUCCGCCACGUGGGAUGCCAAUGAACAAUAAACGAUUCGAUGACGAUUUCGAUUACGACACGUGGAGCCCGCCGAAUCGCCCGGUCCAGAACCACUGUAUUCACAUGAGAGGGUUGCCAUUUAAAGCUACGCAACAGGAUAUUGCCGAGUUCUUCAGACCGGUAAUCCCGAUGACGAUUCACAUCUUAACGGAACCGUCGGGACGGCCGUCGGGGGAGGCGGACGUCUGUUUCGCCUCCCACGAGGACGCCCUCAAGGCCAUGUCCAAGGACAAAAGUCACAUGCAACACCGCUACAUCGAGUUGUUUUUGAAUUCGUCGGGGGCGGGCAUGGCCGCCGGAAUCGGCCGAUUUAGACGUUAAUUAUAAUGCGUUUUUUUCUUUUCUUUUUUUUUAUACUAAGUCGCCAGAGGGAGGGAGGGAGGGGGCUCAAUUACUCAACUCAAGUCAAUAAGUGGGUAAUUUAGGAGGCAGUUCAAUUAAAUAAAUCUUCGAGUAUAAUUUUAACUAUCCGAGUAAUGUAAGUUAAUAGGAUUAUAUUCUCCAGUUUACUAUGAGUCUACUACUAUGUCUAGUUUUUUUUUUUGUUAAACGUACGGAAUAUUUUUAUAUUCAGAUAUAGUGUAUUUAUUUGGUGUGACGCAUGGAGAAAUAAAUGGAUUUUCGUUUA